AUGUCCAUCCUUGAGAAAAUGUCUACAACAGAUUUGAUGGAGAGUCUCAGGGAAGAACUCACCUGUUUCAUCUGCUUGGACUAUUUCAACAGCCCAGUGACCACCGAGUGUGGGCACAGCUUUUGUCUGAUGUGUCUCCUCAAGAGCUGGGAGGAACAUAACACACCUUUAUCUUGCCCUGAGUGCUGGAGGACCCUGGAGGGCCCGCACUUCCAGCCCAACGAGCGUCUGGGGAGGCUGGCUGGCAUCGGCAGACAGCUCAGGUGCCAGGUGCUACAGAGUGAGGAUGAGCAGAGUGUCUGUGGGAGAAUGCCAGCGGCCACCAAAGCCUUCUCUAACGACGAGCAGAGCGGGAGUGCUUUCUCAGUCCAGAGUCACGGGGCGAACAGGGCACAUCUCUCCAGCGAGGCUGAAGAGCACCACAAAGAGAAACUCCAGGGAAUUCUAAAUCUCCUGCAUAAAAAGAAAAAGGAAGCUCAGAUGAUAUUAACCCACGAGAGGGAGAGAGUGAUACUGUGUAAGGAAGAGACAAAGACUUUUAAACAGGUCGUUGUGUCGGAAUAUAUGAAAAUGCACCAGUUCCUGAAGGAAGAGGAACAGCUGCAACUCCAGCUACUGGAAAAGGAAGAGAGAGAGAACGUGAGGAAACUGAGGAACAGUGAGAUCCAGCUGACCCAGCAGAUCCGGAGCCUAAACAAGAUGAUCGGACACAUAGAGUCCACAUGUCAGAACUCGAUUUUAGAAUCUUUGGAGGAGGUGAGAAGUGCACUGGAAAGGAAUGAGCCCCUCCUGCUUCAAUGUCCAGAGGCCACCACCACUGAGCUGAGUUUGUGCCGAGUCACCGGGAUGAGGAAGAUGCUAAGGAAAUUCAGCACGGAGAUAACUCUGGAUCCAGCCACGGCCAAUGCCUAUCUAGUCUUGUCUGAGGAUCUGAAAAGCGUGAAAUACGGAGGAAUCAGACAGCAGUUACCUGACAACCCAGAAAGAUUUGACCAGUCUGCAACUGUGCUGGGCGCUCAGACCUUCACCUGUGGGAGACACUACUGGGAGGUGGAGGUGGGAAACAAGACCGAGUGGGAAGUAGGCAUCUGCAAGGACUCGGUGAGCAGGAAGGGGAAUCUCCCAAAGCCACCCGGGGACCUCUUCUCACUCAUAGGCUUAAAAAUUGGAGAUGAUUAUAGUCUUUGGGUCUCAUCACCUUUAAAAGGCCAACAUGUCAGAGAGCCUGUGCAUAAGGUUGGUGUGUUCUUAGACUACGAAUCUGGACACAUAGCGUUCUACAACGUGACCGAUGAGUCCCUCAUCUACAGCUUCCCCUCAGCCUCUUUCCACGAGGCCCUCAGGCCCAUCUUCUCCCCUUGCCUCCCAAACGAAGGGACGAACAUAGAUCCUCUAACCAUCUGCUCGCUGAAAAGCCACGUCUGA
Molecule: messenger RNA, 1425 nt
Organism: Propithecus coquereli (Coquerel's sifaka)
Lineage: Eukaryota; Metazoa; Chordata; Mammalia; Primates; Indriidae
Gene: TRIML1
Product: tripartite motif family-like 1
Exons: 6
Coding region: 1-1425 (474 amino acids)
Molecular function (GO): protein binding
Source: RefSeq, a predicted model, not a curated record